UACAGUGUAUCAGCAUCAGCAGCAUCACAGGUCAGGAAUCACAGUCUGCGUCCCUGUGCCAGCAGCAGGAACUACAUCUCCCAUAGAGCUGCAGCAAGCCCCCUCCUCCUACAGCAUCAUAGGAUCUAUCCUCCUCCGCAACUCACUGUAGAGACAAGGAGGGGGAGAUCGACAAUUCAGCCUGGCACCAACAGGAGAGGGGCUGAGAGGGAGGGUGAGAGACCCUGGAAUGAAGUAAGCCCUCAGCCAUGGUGAGGGAGGGGGCAGGGAUUUAUUCUCAGGCCUUGUGCAAGGAAGCAAUCCUCCUGGUCCUCCUCCCUGCAAGUCUCUAGACCAGAGCAUCCUUCAUCCUCAGGAAGAGGGAGGAGGAGGAGAGAGACAAGGUCUGAGCUGACAUGGAACACUGAAGACUCUGAGGCUGCUGCUGCUGCUGCUCUGUUAGACAGAGGUACCUGUUUUGGGGAUUCCCUGACUUGGAGAUUCCAGGGUGGAAAUAUGGAGAUCCUGGUGAUUGCACGUGCCAGCAGCCUCUUGCUGGUACUGCUACCCAGCUUCCUGCCAGUUCCCGGGCAGGUGGCCAUCAAAGUACCCCUGAAAAAUUAUCCAGGCCUUGGAGCAGUUCUCUCUAACAGAGCCAAGCGGUUUACAGAGGAUGAGAUGGGACAAGACAUCAACUUCAUGGACAUGAAAGACAAUCUGAGAGGAAAGUCUGGUCAAGGGUACUAUGUGGAAAUGAGGGUGGGCACUCCUCCACAGAUGCUUAAUAUUCUAGUUGAUACUGGCAGCAGUAACUUUGCAGUGGGCGCAGCACCUCACCCUUUCCUCAAAAGAUACUACCACCGCCAGCGAUCCAGAACAUACCGAGAUGUCAGAAGAGGGGUAUAUGUUCCGUAUACUCAGGGAAAGUGGGAAGGGGAAUUGGGUACAGAUUUGGUUACAAUCCCACAUGGUCCCAAUGUUACCAUCACAGCAAACAUUGCAGCCAUCACUGACUCUGACAAGUUCUUCAUCAACGGCUCUAACUGGGAAGGCAUUCUGGGACUUGCAUAUGCUGAAAUUGCCAGGCCUGAUGACACACUGGAACCAUAUUUUGACUCUCUGGUGAAGCAGACACGGGUCCCUAACAUCUUCUCUCUACAGCUGUGCGGCACAGGAUACCCCAUCAAGGAGAACAACUUUUCUUCCUCCGUAGGGGGGAGCAUGGUGAUUGGCUGGAUUGACCCAUCUCUGUAUGUAGGUAAUAUCUGGUACACACCAAUCAGAAAGGAGUGGUACUACGAGGUCAUCAUUGUAAAGAUUGAAAUCAAUGGACAGGAUUUAAUGAUGGACUGUAAAGAGUACAACUAUGAUAAGAGUAUCGUUGACAGCGGUACCACAAACCUACGGCUGCCUAAACGAGUGUUUGAUGAAGCAGUAAAAGCAAUUAAAGCCGCUUCCUCGACGGAGAAAUUCCCGGAUGGUUUCUGGUUGGGAGAACAGCUUGUUUGCUGGCAGGAAGGUACCACACCUUGGAAUAUCUUCCCGGUCAUAUCCCUCUAUCUGAUGGGCGAGGCUACAAACGAGUCUUUUCGCAUCACCAUAUUACCGCAGCAAUACCUGCGUCCUGUGGAAGACAUAGCUACCUCUCAGGAUGACUGUUAUAAAUUUGCAGUGUCCCAAUCUUCCACUGGCACAGUGAUGGGGGCUGUCAUCAUGGAGGGCUUUUAUGUUGUUUUUGACCGUGCUCGUAAACGCAUUGGAUUCGCAGUCAGCACAUGCCAUGUUCAUGACUACUCCCGCAAGGCGUCUGUGGAUGGCCCAUUUUAUGCCUCUGACCUGGAAGACUGUGGCUAUAACACCCCCCAGCUGGAUGAAUCUGCAUUGAUGACCACUGCAUAUGUAAUGGCUGGUGUGUGUGCCCUCUUCAUGCUCCCCCUCUGCCUAAUGCUGUUCCAGUGGCGUUGCUCCCGCUGCCUAAGACGAUCGCAAGAUGAUUUUGCCGAUGACAUUUCCCUGCUGAAAUAAGCAAGCAUCACCUCUGCUACUAUCCUGAGGUGGCUGCGCCCAAGUGGCAGCAAGAGAACCUGAGAUGAGCCGGGGAUCUGGACAUAGACCGUGCCUCGCUCCUGCCCAACACGGACUGCCAGCAAGCUAGGGCACAUGAAUCAAACGGUCUACGAAACGAUGGAUUACUUUGCAGCUUUACAAUACAGCCUUUUAAAUCUUUCACCUGUGAUUCAACAAAAAUGCAUCUUUAUAUGUAUCAAUGCUAAAGGAAAUGAGGACAUUGGGUGUGUAUAUUAACAGUAAGCCAUAAUGAAGUGCCACAGAAAGUGCAUUCCCUAUAGUUCACGCAUAAUAUGAUUGCUUCUUGUUUUUGGUUUGAUGGUCACGUCUAAGUGAACAUUAUGUGACCUAUAUAGAUGAGAGCGCUUAAAGGAGAUAGGGUAAAAGGAAGAGCAUAGGGAGAGAAGGCACAUGAGUACUGAAUAGGCAGAUCUCUAGGGAUCUACAUGGAGCCCUUCAUUUACAAGUAUGAUUGCAGCAUCAUUACACCCAGGAAAAUUGGUUAAAACAGGCCAGUACCUGUCCGAAGUGUAAAUCUCUCUUAACAGGCCACAAGGGCUGCAAUGCAUUAAGGACCAAACUUUUAAUACAAGAAUGGAAAUGUUAAGAUAAUACCAUAAAUAAAACGUAUAGGGUUUUUAUACAUUUAGACACAACACACAGUAGAUGCCUUCAAACAUUGGUGUCAUAUACACUCAGUGGCCACAUUAUUGAGUUCACCUGUUGGUUAAUGCACAUAUCAAAUCAGUAAAUAUUGUGGCAGCUACUCAAUGCAUAAAAUCAUGCAUACUGUACAUGAUCAAGAUGUUCAGUUGUUGUUCAGACCAAAUAACCACAAUAGAGAUGAAGCAGUAGAAUGUCUAGGCUGGUUGAAACUGACAAGAACCAUGGGUUCCAACAUAAUUAUGCAGAAGGGCAUCUCUGAAUGCACAGCACAAUAAACCUUGAAGUGGAUGGGCUACAGCAGCAGAAGAUGAUUUUUUCAGGUGCCACUCCUGUCAUCUAAUGAAACUGGGGCUACAGUGGGCACAGUCAGAAUUUGGUGUAAACAACAUGAAUCCAACAAUUCAUCUUGCUUAUGCCAACAGAUCAGGUUGUAGUGGUGGUGGUGGUGUGAUAGUAUGUUUAAUGGUUUCCUAGUACACUUUUAGGGGCCUUUUAUAGCAACAAUCUACCCAUUGUCUAAUAGCUAUUUCCAGCACCAUGUCAUCUCUAGCUGGUUCCAUGAGUAUGACAAUGCAUUCUGCAGCGUCCACAGCCGCCAGAUCCCAACCUUUAAGGAUGGAAUGGAAAAGUCACAACAUGAAUUUUCAGUCAACAAAUCUGCAGCAACUGGAAGAAGCUGUCUUGUCAACAUGUCUGUAAGGAAUGUUGCUAGCACCUAUUUGAAUCCACUUCAUGAAGAAUUCAGGCUGUUCUGGAGCAGUGGUGGUCCUACCCAGUACUAAAACGGUGCACCUUAUAAAGUGGCUACUUAGGGCAUAUACUAGUUACCAAGAAAUGCUACAGUUAGGGGUAAAAGUUCAGGCCCGAACCAUUCCAAAGUAGCAGUUAGAUGUGUAAAUAGCAGAGUUUUACUAUUUUGUGGUAAUUAUUUUUUUGGGCAAUUAUUUUAUGAAAAACGGAAGAAAAAUUACUUAUUUAAGCAUACAAAUCAAAUUUGUUUCCUUCCAAACAAUUUUGCACAGGUAUCAUGGAUAUUUGAUCAUAAUUAAGCCAAUCAUUGGCCAGGCAUACAUGUUAGGAACCCUUUUUUUUUUUAUUAAACAAACUAGUAGCUCUGCUUAUACAUGUAUAAAAAAUGUCUCAUUAAAACCCACAUGCAAAUCUUUGCAGAAUAUA
Messenger RNA from Pseudophryne corroboree (corroboree frog), 3888 nucleotides. RefSeq names its product beta-secretase 1 (gene BACE1). Gene Ontology annotation, biological process: amyloid-beta metabolic process; membrane protein ectodomain proteolysis. The transcript is spliced from 9 exons. NCBI's taxonomy places the organism in Eukaryota, Metazoa, Chordata, Amphibia, Anura, Myobatrachidae. Gene Ontology annotation, molecular function: aspartic-type endopeptidase activity. Bases 496 to 2004 code for a protein of 502 amino acids. The record is from RefSeq and is a predicted model, not a curated record. Gene Ontology annotation, cellular component: endosome; plasma membrane; trans-Golgi network.